Molecule: messenger RNA, 489 nt
Organism: Ichthyophthirius multifiliis
Lineage: Eukaryota; Ciliophora; Oligohymenophorea; Hymenostomatida
Exons: 4
Source: RefSeq, a predicted model, not a curated record
AUGAACUCAAAGUUAUAAAUCAUCAACCUUAAAUUAUUUAAUGAUAAUUAUCAAAAACCAGAAUAAUAAACUCCUGCUGCUACUCCUGCUGCUAAUCCUGCUGCUGAUAUUAAUGAGCCUGUAUUAGAAAAACCACCAAGCAGUAAGCCAUCUUUAGUGCCUGCUCCCAUCUUAUAACCUCCGCCGCCUCCUUCACCCCCAGAAUAACUUAAAGAUGGGAUUUUACAUAUCUAAAAUCCUGAUUAAGUUAACAAGCCUUCAAAUAUUCCUUUAAAAAUUGAGUGCGAUGUAAUUUUAAAAGAAAUAGAAUUAGAACCACCAGCAAAAAUCAAAACAAGACCAACUCUUCCCUAAUAGACUCAAAGAAAAAGUCAAAAUAAUAUUGUACAUGAAAUCAAAAAUCCAGAGCCUGAUUUAGCAAAAAAAUAUAUAAACUCAAUUGAAAAGUUCAACGUAAAAGAAAGAGAUUUAAAAUAAAAUGAAUAUUGA